GAAAAAACCAAGAAAAAAAUUCUCAAGUAUAUCUGGUCAAAUCUUUCACAUAGUAAAUUUGAUGUAGAAUCAAUUGCAGUUAGAAAUAACAAAUUCCAUUUGAAAUUGUUGAUACAUUCAAAUUCAACCAACACUCACCAAAUCCAUAUCCAUUAUCCAAAAAGCACCAAUGCAAUAAAAGAUGCAUGUGAAACACUUGAAUAUCUCUCUCAUCGUAGGAAUGAGUGUAUUGGUCCAAAAAAUAAUCGAAAAUUUGAGGAUUUAUACUAUCAUACUGAGAAAUUGGUUUUUAUAAGUUUUAACAAGUCACCAGGUCUUUGGAGAUUAAAUGAUAUACGUUAUGACAUUAUGGCAAAUUUGAUCAGGGGUAAAAAUGUUUCAUUGGUUAAAAAAAUCUUGUUUAAGGACAAUGAUAACACUGGAGCUUUGAAAAAUAAUAAACAUUACUUACACAUUCCACGUUUAUAUGGGUGGCCAAAAGUAAAAAAAGAAACCGAUUUAGAAGUUGCAAUCAAAUGCGCUAAAGGGCAGAAUCAUAACCGUACAAUGAUAGUGGGAUUUUUAUUAGAAUAUUAUUCUAAUCAUGCAUUAGCAAAUGUUGGAUGGAUGUUUACAGUAAGUCAAGCAGUCCCAUUAUUAUUAUCUAGUAAAAAUUUAGAACUGUAUCUAAAAGGAUUAUUUUAUAAACCAUGCUUUGGAGUAAAAGAAGUUUUGAUUGACCAAUGUUUUGUUGAUCCAUAUGAAUUAAGGCAAGGUGAACAUAAGGCUGUUUAUCCUUUAAGUGCAAGGCCAAGAUUAAUACGAAACAUCACUAGAAAACCUUCUUUAAUGGAACGAUUUUCCAAGUUUAAUUUGUUUAAAAGUGAUUAUGAAGCAAAGAGAUAUGUGGAAAAUAGCAAUGAAUUAGGUCAAAUGAUAAGUGUUCAUGUAGUUCCAUUACCAGAUUUUCUUCUAUAUCCAAAUGGUAUAAAAGAUAAAAAGCUAGGAAAAAAAAGUCUGCUCUUAAAACUAUUAAAACUAUUAAUUUGGCCACGUGAAUAUGUUAUAAAGAAGAAUGAGGAUUCUAGUGCAUUUUUGCAAGUAAUUAAACAUAAUGGAAAUGAAUUAAUCUUUGACAAUCCAUCGUUGGAAGCAUGCAUCAAAUACAAAUAUCCUCCAGCAAAAUUUUUUUAUGCCAGACAAUUACUGCUUUACAUAGCUUUCUCAGUUUCUAUAAUAUAUCAUCUUGGUGUGACCGCUUUCUCUAAUAUUAACUUUGAAAAACCUGAGGAUGCAAGAGAAUAUGCAGACCUUUUUUAUAAUCCAGUCAAAAACACAUAUGUGUUUAUAAUUGUGCUAUAUUUUAGUUAUUAUUUGUUGGCUAUUGAGUUCAUACAAUUUAGGCAAGAGAAAAUUCAAAGAUAUUUCAGCUUAUUCAAUUUCGUAGAUAUUAUAUCAAUUGUAGUUCCAUUUGCUACUUCAAUAGGGAAUUAUGUUAUUGCUAUAUUUUCAUAUGCAGAAUCAAUUGACUUUAUAAAUAAAGGAAAUAAUGAUUCACAAGCUCUAGAAGAUUUUCUAACAGCAAGAUUUGAUUUAGUUGAAAUAAAUCGAUAUGCUAUAAUUAUUAAUUCUUUUGUUGUGUUGAUCAUAUGGCUGCAAGCUGUAACUUUUGCACGUCCUGCAUAUUUCAUCAAUCUUAUUAUUGAUAUAAUAUCAAGUGUUUGGCCAUUUUUAGCUUUUAUGUUGAUUUCAGUUGGUGGAUUUGGUCAUGCAAUGUACAUAUUAUUAAACGAUCCAGAUAAUAUCGGAUUAACCCCAAACACCUCAGGUUAUGGUGUAAGUGACACAUCAAUCCCUGAAGGAAAUCCUAAUCCUUAUGCCAAUAUAGAAAUUGAACCAAUUGUUAAUGUAAAAGAUGUAAAUGAUAAUUAUUUUUUCCAUUUUGGGAAAUCAGUUGAAUCUGUUUAUUUUUGGCCAUUAGGCAGAUGGGAUCAACUUGAUCAAUGGGAUUUUUGGCCAGUUGAUGCAUUGAGCAUAUUUGCAAGUUUAUUGCUUGUAAUUAUAAUGCAAAAUUUAUUAAUUGCAUUUAUGACUGGUAUAUUUGAAGAAGCAAGUCAAAAUGUGAAACAAAAAACCUUGAAAAUUCGAGCAGAUCUACUGGCAGAUUAUGAAACAUUGGAGAAACCAUUUGGUAAUUCUAGAGGAAAUCCACAAUAUAUUUAUUAUGUUGGAAAAGCUAAUGAGUUAGAAAAUUGGUUAUUGAAAACUGAAAAGUUUCAUAGUAAACGAUCCAAAUCAUUGUUGCUUGGAGAGGAUGCUUCUUCAUGUUUGUAUGAUUUUGAAUAUGAUGAGUUUAUUGAUGAUGAUGAAUGUGAUGAAGGUAAAGAUGAUGUUUAUAUAGAUGAAGAGAGUAAGAAAAUGAUGCAUAAAGAUAAUGAUGUUGAUAAAAUUUCUUCAUCUAAACUGGAUGGUGGAGAUAAAUACAAUGAUAAUAAUGAGAAAACCUAUCAUCCUGGUGAAAAUAUGAAAUUUGUAGUAAGGACUUGUGAAAUCGUUGAUGCUGAAUUCAACAAGGAAACUAUGAACAAGAAUAAAAAUGAUGGUGGUAGUAAUAGUAAUGAUAAGGAUAAGGAUAUUGUGGAUAAUUUAUUGAUGAAAUCUUUGAAUAUUGAAGAAAAUUUAAAUUCCUUACAAAACAAUGUGAAAAAUUUGGAUUCAAAUGUCACAAAUAAAAUUGACACAAUUGAAAAUGAUAUUAAAGAAAUCAAAGAAAUUUUAAAAUUAAAUUUCAAUAAAUAG
This is a messenger RNA of Entrophospora candida, 2778 nucleotides long. The record is from the annotation of a GenBank genome assembly. NCBI's taxonomy places the organism in Eukaryota, Fungi, Glomeromycota, Glomeromycetes, Entrophosporales, Entrophosporaceae.